Vanrija pseudolonga is the source of this 1374-nucleotide messenger RNA. RefSeq lists its product as uncharacterized. Bases 1 to 1374 code for a protein of 457 amino acids. The transcript is spliced from 6 exons. NCBI's taxonomy places the organism in Eukaryota, Fungi, Basidiomycota, Tremellomycetes, Trichosporonales, Trichosporonaceae. The record is from RefSeq and is a predicted model, not a curated record.
AUGAUUGGCACCAACGAGUACAACUUCAAGUUCUACAGCAACGACGACGGCUACGGUAGCCUCGAGCACGAGGAGCACGAAAUCAACGAUCCCGUUGAGGCUCCCACUCCCCUGCAGCAGCAGAUGCGUCGCGCCCACACGCACGGCGGCGACACUCCCGCCACCCACCACAAUGCCCCCAACUGGGGCACUGGUGCCGACGUCGCUCAAGUCGAGUCGACCGCGGCCGUCGAGACCGCACACAAGUCGAUUGCCCCCAUCAACUCCACCACCGGCAAUCCUGCCACCGAGCCAGCUAUCCACCCCCGCCCUCGCAACGGCCCGCGCGACCUCGGCGGUUUCAACUUCAACGUCGUGGACCUCAUCGCCGCGUAUCACGAGGACCCCGCUCAGACUAUCGACCAAUUCGUCACCACCAAGUACCCCCACCUCGGCGCUGCCUUCCUCAAGUCUCUCAACGGGGAGUCUGACAGUCUCAGCGCUGCGUACGCCAUGGAGGUUGACGACGACGACGCCGUUGACAACGGUGACCACGACGACGACUGGCAGGACUUGGUCCGCAAGGUGCGUGACGACCCCUCCGACAGCCGUCCGGCUUUCGAUUGCACACUCCCUGCUAGCCACGACCCCUGGAUGCAGCGCUCCGUCCAGCUGGUAUACGAACAGCCGGUCAUCCUCACGCCGAACCAGCAUCAGCACCGCAACGGUCUGGUCAUUGUCGGAGUGAAGCGCAAGGGCAACGGGCCCGGUUCGCUCGACCACGUCCGCAACAUGCUCGAAGCUCGUCUCGACGCUAUUAGGCCCAUCCGUGCGAACCUCGCCGACUGGGAGAUUGAGUGCCUCGGCCACACUUACGUCCUCCGCUCCCUGCGCCGCAACUUCACCAAGCUCGAGGAGGCGACCAUCACCGCCAACCUCAUCAAGAUCCUUGUCCACCACGACGCGGUCCUCGGCAUCCACUUUGACUCGGAGCAGGGUUCCGUCAAGUUCGUCAUCUCUCGUCGCCUCUCGGUCGCCCUGCUUGUCCGCCUUGAGGAUGUCAUCGAGUACAUCUGCAACAAGCACUGGACCGGCGACAAGCACAGCUACCAGUUCUGGUUUGACGACGCCGCGUCGCCCUCGGUCACGUUCACCCAGCGCGACUGCGGCGUCAUCGAGCACCGCUACAACAAGCUCAUGUUCCACCUCCAGCUCAACAAGCUCGAGUGGGUGUACCGUCACCGCGACGACGGUAUCUGCGGCUUCCGAUUCACGACCUGGGGCCCGAUCAAGCUCAAGGACUACCUGAAGAUCCACCUCGCGCUGUCGCAUGCGUUUGGAGCCUUCGUCUUCAGUCGCCCUUACCCAGUCGAGAUGCCUCUCUACUACUUCUGA